Fusarium mangiferae is the source of this 1182-nucleotide messenger RNA. RefSeq names its product putative CYB2-lactate dehydrogenase cytochrome b2. Lineage: Eukaryota; Fungi; Ascomycota; Sordariomycetes; Hypocreales; Nectriaceae. The coding region runs from base 1 to 1182 and encodes 393 amino acids. Gene Ontology annotation, molecular function: FMN binding; oxidoreductase activity. The transcript has 4 exons. The record is from RefSeq and is a predicted model, not a curated record.
AUGCGUACUUCAACUAUCGUUGCCUCUCUGGCGGCUGCCGUCUCCGCCUAUGAACCCUGGCUCAACGAGCCUGACACUGGUCUUAACACUUACCUCGCUAGCACCAACUGGACCGAGGGCAGCCGCCCUCUUCUCAAAGAUAUCCGAGGCGUUCCAGAUUUCGAUUUUGCUGCUCGCCAAGUCUUGACUGAUCAGCAGUACGCUUUCUACCGCACUGCUGCUGCGGGAGAAUGGGCGUACCGCAACAACCUCAAGGUCUGGGAGAAGGCUAGACUUCGACCUCAUCAACUCGCCAGCGUGAAGGGCCUCAACGAGACUCUUGGUGUUACUAUCCUAGGCCAUAACUUCAGUGCUCCCAUCUUCAUCUCCCCUGCCGCUCGUGCUGGAUAUGGUGACUCUGACCGUGGUGAGCUCAACUUUGUUGACGCAGCUGCUGAUGAAGACAUUCUCUAUGUUGCUGCUCUCUAUGCCACCAAGACCAUUGAAGAGAUUGGAGCUCAGCGCAAGAAGCGUGGCAACACCAUCUUCCAGCAGAUCUACUCCAAUGCCAACCUGUCUGUAACUUGGGAUGCCAUGAAGCGUGCUGAGGACCAGGGUGUCAAGGCUUUUGUCUGGACUAUUGAUGCCCCUGCUACAUCUACUCGUCACCGAGCUGCUCGCUAUGACACCACCAAUGCCAAUGGUGCCACUUCUGUUCUAAGCUGGGAUCUUUUCAAGGAGAUCAAGUCUCACACUAAGCUUCCCAUCAUUCUCAAGGGUAUCACCACCACUGAAGACGCCCUUCGUGCUGUUGAGGCCGGUGCUGAUGGUAUCUGGCUCUCAAACCACGGUGGUCGUCAAGUCGACUACUCUCCGUCUCCCCUUGAGAUUGCAUAUGAGCUUCGACGCAACGCCCCUGAGAUCUUCACAAAGACCGAGGUUAUCGCCGACAGCGGUAUCCGUUACGGAAGUGACGUGAUCAAGCUGUUGGCUCUUGGAGUUAAGGCUGUUGGUCUUGGUCGUCCUUUCAUGUACUCCAACGUCUAUGGCGUGGAGGGCCCCAAGAAGCUUAUCCAGAUUCUCAAGACUGAGAUUCUUGCGGAUGCUGCUCAGAUUGGUAUCACUGAUCUUCACAACAUUCCUUCCAAGGUGCUCAACACUCGUGCCCUCGAGCGCGAUGUUUAUCUCAUGGACGAGAAUUAA